Molecule: messenger RNA, 761 nt
Organism: Quercus robur (English oak)
Lineage: Eukaryota; Viridiplantae; Streptophyta; Magnoliopsida; Fagales; Fagaceae
Product: transcription elongation factor SPT4 homolog 2-like
Exons: 5
Coding region: 201-560 (119 amino acids)
Biological process (GO): chromatin organization; mRNA processing; positive regulation of DNA-templated transcription, elongation
Cellular component (GO): DSIF complex; nucleus
Molecular function (GO): RNA polymerase II complex binding; zinc ion binding
Source: RefSeq, a predicted model, not a curated record
CCAAAAAAGGCUAAUUGGGCGGUGGGCUCUAGCAAAAUAACCCGAACAGAUGUAUAAAAGGGACCUCCUCGACCUCACUCACUUCUCAUAAUAAUCUUCCUCAAUCGGUCGGAUUCUUCAGACGUUAGAGAGAGUGGUACUACAUAGUACUACAUAGAAAAAAAGAAAAAAGAAAAAAAAGUUUGUCUUUUUGGUUAAGAAUGGGAAGUGGCAACGUUCCACCGGCACAAAUUCCGACGAGCUUCGGACAUGAACUUCGAGCUUGCCUUCGUUGUCGCCUCAUCAAAACCUACGAUCAGUUCAGAGAAUCAGGAUGUGAGAACUGUCCCUUCUUCAAAAUGGACGAGGAUCACGAGCGUGUCGUCGAUUGCACUACUCCUAAUUUCAACGGGAUAAUUUCAGUUAUGGAUCCUACUAAAAGUUGGGCUGCUCGCUGGUUACGAAUUGGAAAAUUUGCCCCUGGCUGUUACACUCUUGCAGUCUCAGAGGCUCUUCCCGAGGACUUGAAGAAUUUAUGUGAAGAUGAGCGUGUGCAAUAUUUGCCACCAAAAGGUGUAUGAAAGUUGAUGAAAGCAUCUGAGUUUUGGUCAUUUUGAUGUAAGCCUUGUUAUAUAAAUCAGAACGUGGACGAAUGUUGUUGAAAGUAUUGGCCGAUAGCAUCAUUGGACAAUGCGGUUUAAGAUGCUGACUUUUGUAAUUUCUCCUUCUAGCUACUGUUAUAUUUAUCAGAAGUUCUAAGUGGUUUGGCCCUUUACAGCCUC